Hyaloscypha bicolor E is the source of this 801-nucleotide messenger RNA. RefSeq lists its product as uncharacterized. Gene Ontology annotation, biological process: regulation of DNA-templated transcription. The coding region runs from base 1 to 801 and encodes 266 amino acids. The record is from RefSeq and is a predicted model, not a curated record. The transcript is spliced from 3 exons. Gene Ontology annotation, molecular function: DNA-binding transcription factor activity. Lineage: Eukaryota; Fungi; Ascomycota; Leotiomycetes; Helotiales; Hyaloscyphaceae.
AUGUCGAGAAACAGCUACUCAUACUCGACUGCCACGGCGUCGAGGCACAUCACCGGACACGGCACCAGCAGCGCCUUCAGCUCCUCUGCAAACCCAGAUGAAGACUGGACCAAGAUCUCCGACUUGGCUGAGCGCAGGCGGAUACAAAACCGCAUUGCUCAACGGAAUUACCGCAAGAAGCUCAAGAGACGUCUUGAAGAUCUCGAGAGACGCGCUGGAUCAUCUUCCGCAUCACCACCUCAGAUGCACGCAGAACUCCAGCAGCAAGAGCGUGAGACCGCCCAGCAGUACAAGAAGAGCCCGGAGGUUGUACACAGACAACCAUCUCCCAGAAUUUUGCAAAACCAAUAUACCCCACCAAUGGAGACCGAUCUGAUGUUCUCCCACGGUUUUGAGCGGGAAGGGUCAAGAACACCCCCGCUUUUCGCAUACCACCAGUACCCAGCUCCAGAAGAGAUCGUCUACCCGCCAUACCCUCAAUCACAGCAAUACCGACCGGUUUCCACCGCUAGUGACCAUUAUGACUACCUCGCUCCAGUCCCAGUCACUCUGCCUUCAAUGAUGCACUUUCACGAGGCCGUCAAGCGGGAAGACGACACUCUGAGCCCGUUCAGUCUCAGCUACCAAGGGCUUCCACCGAUGGACUUCUCCCAGUCUCACGGCUACGACGACUCGAACCCUCAUACUCCUCCUCUGUCACACUCAUACGAACAUUCUUCAACCUGCUCAGAAUCCGGGUACCAAUACCCAUCGACUCCUCUGUCGAUGCCUGCUUCCCCGAGGAUGCUUUCACAAAUAUAA